This is a messenger RNA of Diatraea saccharalis (sugarcane borer), 1479 nucleotides long. The record is from the annotation of a GenBank genome assembly. NCBI's taxonomy places the organism in Eukaryota, Metazoa, Arthropoda, Insecta, Lepidoptera, Crambidae.
UCAAAACUCAUAAAAACAAAUUAUGUUAUUUCAGGCGUUGCAAACAUUAUCCAAAAGGUUCUAGUUACGAUUAUAUUUUUGAAAAAUUAAAGUUUAUAAUUAGUUAGUUUAUACAUUUUAAAAUAUAAAUCUCCUACCGAUGGUCGUCGGUAGCUCAAGAAACUGUCGGUAGCUGCUACCGACGAUUGUCGGAUGAUAAUUGAAACCGAGGGUAAUUCAUUAAUUAUGUAGUCGUUAUAAUGAAACAUAUUUAACCGUUCCAUGUAACCGUCCAUUUUUGUAUAUAAGUUCGUAGUGAAAUUAGUUUUUAUUAGAAGUGUGACAGCACUUGGUGGUUACUCAUUGAUUAGCAAUAAGAAAACUUUAAUUUUAAAUUAUGUCUACUGUAAUGUGUCUACUGUUAGUUAUAUUUUCUCUUAUUGAAGGAUUUUGGUGUGCUACGAUAAUCCGUAAGUAUAUUUAAAUAAAAAAUCUGUUCAAAAAUGUAUAUUUUGAUAUGCAUAGGUUUAUAUUUUUUUCUGGUAUUUGAAAGAAAAUCUUAUUAUUGAACUAUAUGUAUAGUUCGUGACCUUAAUUGUUACAAUUAAGACAGGUAAAAAUUUAAAAAAAAAUCAAAAACAUUAUUAUUGUUAUUUUAUUUACUAGAUUUUUUAUUUUUAUAGCACCGUCAAAAUUUCCUCCAUCAUGUAUCAGCGAUAUAAAUGGAUGUCUUCAAGACUCAAUUCGGAAAGUUUUACCUAUAUUUACCAAAGGGAUACCUGAGAUGGGAGUGGAAAGACUUGAUCCUCUGAUCGUAGAACGGUUGAACCUAAACUUACCUGGAGGCCUGGAUAUACAAUUUCGACAAGGUUACGGAAAAGGUCUGCGGAAUUGUGUGAUCGAAAAUGCAACGCUCGUGGAAAACAUUUUAGAGACACAAUUUGCUUGCAAUAUUUCUAUUCGAGGAAAAUAUAAGUCCAGUGGUAAACUUCUAAUGUUUCCGAUCGACGGCGAUGGUGAUGCUUCUAUGAAAUGCAAAAACGUAAGAUUUUUCACUAAACUGACACUCAAAACUGAAAUGGGCGAAGACGGCAAGAAGCAUUUACUUAUAACAGACGUGAAGACCAAUCACAAAUUUGAUGGACGAAUCACAUAUAAUUUUACAAACAUCUUCAAGAGGAGCCCUGAAACAAGCAAGUUGGUUAUGGCGUUCAUGAAUGAAAAUUGGCGAAUGGUUGCAGACGAAUUCGGUGAUCCUGUUGUAAAUUUUGGAGUAAAUAGAAUUCUGAAAAAUGUCAAGCAGGCGUUCAAAAUGGUACCCUUAGAUGAACUGCUCAAUUUCCCAUUACAGUUUUAAGUCAAUGUUUUCCACCAGUGUUUCCCUAAUGAGAUUUUUAAGACGAUUUACAUAUAAUGUAAUAAUAAUGAUGUUUUUAAAAUUGAUAUGGCUUAUAUACAAUGGAAUUGUAUAAAUUUUAAUUUGACUUUAAAAUGACGUUA